Molecule: messenger RNA, 570 nt
Organism: Oikopleura dioica
Lineage: Eukaryota; Metazoa; Chordata; Appendicularia; Copelata; Oikopleuridae
Source: the annotation of a GenBank genome assembly
AUGGACGCAACAAGCCUCAUCAAAAAUAAUAUCAACUGCAAGCUUUUGACGCACGCUAGAAUCGGCAGAUCGGAAGAGAUCAAAGAAUGCCUUGCUAAAGGUCUGAGAUCUCUAGAAUUUUUUAUGGACUUUCAAGGGGCGGAUGUUGAGUACAAAGACCCAUACACCGGAAGAACUGCUCUUUUGAACACUGCAUUUGGCUCGCUCACCGAAAAUCUCGCUGCGAAUAUUAAAACUCUUCUCGAAGCAAAAGCAAAUAACCCAUAUGAAAGCAGCCGAAGAGAUCUUGAUCCUCUUCCUGGAAUCAUGCUUCUUGUUGAAUCCGGUGCAGAAAUCAACAAACAAGACAAUGUUGGCUGGACUGCGAUGCAUUAUGCAAUGUCCUUUACAGACGAAAGAAGACUUCGAAAGACAAUUCCAUUUUUGGUCGAAAGCGGUUUCGACUUCAACAAAAAGAAUUUAAAAGGAGAAACGCCGCUUGAUUUCGCGACGGCGAGAAAGAAGCAAGGAUCUAAAGCUCUUUACUUUUUGCAAAAUGCUAUUGAGGCGAAUAAAUCUGCUGCUGCGUAA